GCCGCGCCACGCACGGAAACUCGCCUUCCAGAAGGAAGCUUGUGUAGGAAAUUAUGGCGACCGUCACAGAGCAGUGGGUGCUGGUGGAGAUGGUUCAGGCGCUGUACGAGGCUCCCGCUUACCAUCUUAUCUUGGAAGGAAUUCUGAUACUCUGGAUAAUCAGACUUCUUUUCUCUAAAACUUACAAACUGCAAGAACGAUCUGAUCUUACAGUCAAGGAAAAGGAAGAAUUGAUUGAAGAGUGGCAACCAGAACCUCUUGUUCCUCCUAUAUCGAAAGACCAUCCUGCUCUCAACUACAACAUCGUAUCAGGCCCUCCAAGUCACAACAUCGUGGUGAAUGGGAAAGAAUGUAUCAACUUUGCCUCAUUUAAUUUUCUUGGUUUGCUGGAUAACCCUAGGGUCAAGGCAGCAGCUUUGGCAUCUCUAAAGAAGUAUGGUGUGGGGACAUGCGGACCUAGAGGAUUUUAUGGCACAUUUGAUGUGCACUUGGAUUUGGAAGAUCGUCUAGCAAAAUUUAUGAAGACAGAAGAAGCCAUUAUCUAUUCGUACGGAUUUGCUACCAUAGCCAGUGCUAUUCCUGCUUACUCUAAGAGAGGGGACAUUGUAUUUGUAGAUCGAGCUGCCUGCUUUGCUAUUCAGAAAGGAUUACAGGCAUCACGUAGUGACAUUAAGUUAUUUGAGCAUAAUGAUAUGGCUGACCUGGAGCAACUGCUAAAAGAACAAGAGAUUGAAGAUCAAAAGAAUCCUCGCAAGGCUCGUGUAACUCGACGCUUCAUUGUAGUCGAAGGGUUGUAUAUGAAUACUGGAACUAUUUGUCCUCUUCCAGAAUUGGUUAAGUUAAAAUACAAAUAUAAAGCCAGGAUCUUUCUGGAAGAAAGCCUUUCAUUUGGAGUCCUGGGGGAGCAUGGCCGAGGAGUCACUGAACACUUUGGAAUCAAUAUCGAUGAUAUUGAUCUUAUCAGUGCCAACAUGGAGAAUUCACUUGCUUCUAUUGGGGGUUUCUGCUGUGGCAGGUCUUUCGUAAUUGACCAUCAGAGACUUUCUGGCCAGGGGUACUGCUUUUCAGCUUCCUUGCCUCCCCUUUUAGCUGCUGCUGCAAUUGAGGCCCUCAACAUCAUGGAAGAGAAUCCAGGUAUUUUUGCAGUGUUGAAGGAAAAGUGCAAACGAAUUCAUAAAGCUUUACAAGGUAUUUCUGGGUUAAAAGUGGUCGGGGAGGCACUGUCUCCAGCUUUUCACCUGCAGCUACAAGAGAGCACUGGGUCACGAGAAAGGGAUGUUAAACUACUUCAGGAAAUUGUAAAUCAAUGCAUGAACAGGAGCAUUGCAUUGACUCAGGCUCGCUACUUGGAGAAAGAAGAGAAGUGCCUCCCUCCUCCAAGCAUUAGGGUUGUGGUCACAGUGGAACAAACAGAAGAGGAACUGGAGAAAGCGGCCUCCACAAUCAAGGAGGUAGCCCAAGCUGUCCUGCUGUAGUCUGUCUCAGGGCCUGGUGGCCACCACACAACACACAAAGGUCCCAGUGCUGCUGGGAGGGAACAUUGAAAGGUCCUUCACAUACCUGACACUGCUAUUGCAGCUGCAGUGGGUGUGAGCUCAGUGUGUGACCAUGAGCCAGACGCUGCUUAUUUCUACAAAGAAAACAUCUUGAAGCCCAGGAAGUGAUUUUUUUUAAAGGAAAACUAUUGACAGCAUAUAACUGGAAUUCAAAUUGUACUGUGUAUUUAGUACUAUUUAAAUGUUUUAUUGUAGUAGUAGUUUAUAUUCUUUUUUGUUGUCAUUGUUUAAAAAUGGAGCUUCAGUUUAUCUUCUCUCCCUUCUGUUGGUGAAGACUCUCUAAGUACUCUUUAAGACUUCAUAGAAAAAUGUCUGCAACAUGUAUGUAUUCUUGAAGAUCUAAUUCACCUCUGUCUUUUCCAGUCUUCACCCUGUGAAGCUCAAUGGUAGCUAACAUGUAAAGGAACACUUCUUGUGCAGUUAUAAAUUUUUCAUUAUAUUUGAAUCCUAGGAUUUUUAUAAACACUUAAUACUGCUGUUAUACCAUUUUGGACAGCUAAUUUGAACAUCUCUAACCAGGAAAUAGUCAUAAUACUUCCUAAGUGGACAAUAACUUAAAUCAGAUAUUAUUUUAUUUUAAUAGAAUAUACCUUUCCAUUUAUUAUAUGUAGACCUAAUCUGUUUUAGAAAGAGGAUUAUUAUGAUCAUGCUAAAAUAUAAAUUAUGUCCUCACUAUUUUAGAAAACCUUGCAUGUAUUCCUUUUUUGUGUAGUGGGUUUGCCUAGGGACAUGUAACUACAAGCUUUUUAUAAGCUAAGGAAAAUAAGUUUUUAUCUUUUCAGCUUAUUAAUACCAAAUGUUCAAAAAUGAUGCAGAGUACUAAAAAUAAAGUAUUUAAGCUAUACUUCAGCUGUUUUUUUCCUUAGUAAACCAAAUUAGGUGGUGUAAAUGUUUGUGACAUGUGUUGCAUAAAUAUUACACCAUUAUUUUUUCUCUUAUUAAAGGUAAAGGAAUGAUAUUGUAAAAAUAUUUUUAUAAUUUAUGUUCACAAUCUUUUUAAAUAACACAUUUUUUAAAACUUGGUUUCGGUUUUGCUUGAGGUAUUACAUACAUAUGUGCCUUGUGAUUGCUGCUACUGCUUAAAGGAUGAAUCUGUUUUGUUUGUUUUUAAUGAAAAUAAAUCUAUAUUCCUGAUCAUGACUCUUUUUCACAAAACAGGUGUCUGUUUUAUGAAAUUACUCUGUUUGCAUGUGUAAUGUAUUCAACAGACUUAGCCCUUUGAUUUUUUUUAAGAUUUUGUUUCUUUUUAGAGAGAGGAGGGAGAGAGAGAGAAAAGGAGACAAAUACCAGUGUGUGGUUGCCUCUAGUGUUCCCCCUACUGGGGACCUGGCCCACACACAACUCAGACAUGUGCCCUGACUGGGAACCAAACUGGUAACCCUUCAGUUUGCAGGUCUGUGUGCAUUCUACUGAACCAUACCAGCCAGGGCUUGAUUUUACUUUUUUUACCAAUCUAGGAUGGUAUUUUUGUGGGGGUUGGGAGGGUUCGAAAAUACUAAUUUCUCAAUACUUUAUUUCACUGUAUAGUACAAUAUCUGAAAUUCCCUAGGUUCCUACUAAUUUAAGCCUUGGCAACAUAGAACUACAAAAAUACCAGAACUAUGAUUUUAUAAAGGAUAAGGAUUAUAACUUUUCUACUACUUUAUACCUUCUAAGUCAAAGUUGCAGCAUCUAGAUUUUAUUGCUACUUUUGAAAAGUGAUUGUAAAUUCCUUUUACAAUCAUUUUUCAAAAGAUAGCUGAACACACAUUAUGUAACUUCAGUCUUUGAAAAACACCAACAUUUUAAACAAAAAAUAAUAUCUGUUAAAACUAUAGAGUAAUCACAAUUCAGUAAUGUACAACACCAAAAAUAAGAGCUAAGCAAAAUGUUAAGAAGAAAUUGUCAGCCCUGGCUGGCAUAGCUCAGUGGAUUGAGUGCGGGCCUGCAAACCAGAGUAUCGCGGUUCGAUUCCCAGUCAGGGCACAUGCCUGGGUUGCAGGCAAGUUCCCAGCAGGGAACGCAUGAGAGACAACCAUACAUUGAUAUUUCUCUCCCACUCUUUCUCAUUCCCUUCCCCUCUCUCGAAAAAUAAAUAAAAUAUUUUAAAAAAAAAGAAAUUGUCCUCUCAGAUCUGAUACAAAUUUCUCUUAGAAACAUAAGGUUUUGCAGUGCUCUGUAAUGAUCCUCUGUUGAGAAAUGCAAUGUCUAUGGCAAACAGCAGUUGUAACAUUGGAGGCCCAUUUCCACUCUGUACAGUUUCCCACAGAGGAUGAAGGAGCCAUGUGACUGCUCCCUUUCUGUUGUCUGCAGUGAGAGUUCAGUCCAACUCAGGAAAAGUCAGCUUUGAGGCAAGUUAGGACACUAACUGGACCGUGCAUUUUUCUUUUAUGUACUCUACUAUCUGUAAUAUGCCAUCAGUUGUAAAAUGCAUUUUAAUAUCACAGAGGUAAUGUGGGUGGGAAAUGUACAUCCUAAAAUCUAUGAAUCAAGACAAUAAUAAUCUGGUAUGUAGGCCUGAUGCCAUCUUUCCUUAUGGACAUAAAACCUUAGUCCCAGAAAUAACCUUAGUCCCAGAGAUGUUUGAGGAUAUUUCCAUCUGAUAUUAUUAUGCUAUUAAAUAAAACUAUCCAUUAUCCUACA
Artibeus jamaicensis (Jamaican fruit-eating bat) is the source of this 4178-nucleotide messenger RNA. RefSeq names its product serine palmitoyltransferase long chain base subunit 1 (gene SPTLC1). The record is from RefSeq and is a predicted model, not a curated record. Bases 54 to 1475 code for a protein of 473 amino acids. Gene Ontology annotation, molecular function: pyridoxal phosphate binding; serine C-palmitoyltransferase activity. The transcript is spliced from 15 exons. Lineage: Eukaryota; Metazoa; Chordata; Mammalia; Chiroptera; Phyllostomidae. Gene Ontology annotation, cellular component: endoplasmic reticulum. Gene Ontology annotation, biological process: sphingosine biosynthetic process; ceramide biosynthetic process.